GCAAAACCCUUUUGGAGUAAUCAAACUAGUAUCUAAAUCCUUCAACUUUUCUAAAACAAUGGCUUUAGAACACAUCAAAAUCUUUCUCAUUGUCUCUCUAGUUUCAUCAUUCUGUUUCUCGACCACUCUUUCUCGUCUUCUCGACCAUGAACUCAUCAUGCAAAAGAAGCACGACGAGUGGAUGGCCGAACAUGGACGUACUUACGCAGAUAUGAAUGAGAAAAACAAUCGCUACGUUGUGUUCAAACGCAACGUGGAACGCAUUGAACGCUUAAACAACGUUCCCGCCGGAAGAACGUUUAAACUCGCGGUAAACCAGUUUGCUGAUCUAACCAACGACGAGUUCCGUUCUAUGUACACUGGUUACAAAGGAGACUCGGUCUUGUCUAGCCAAAGUCAAACAAAAUCCACGUCGUUUAGGUACCAAAACGUUUCUUCUGGUGCUUUGCCGAUUGCUGUUGAUUGGAGGAAGAAAGGAGCUGUGACUCCUAUCAAGAAUCAAGGCAGUUGUGGAUGUUGUUGGGCGUUUUCAGCGGUUGCGGCUAUAGAAGGAGCAACGCAGAUAAAGAAAGGGAAACUUAUUUCUUUGUCUGAACAACAGCUUGUAGACUGCGACACAAACGAUUUUGGCUGCAGCGGCGGUCUAAUGGAUACUGCGUUUGAGCACAUAAUGGCCACUGGCGGAUUAACCACUGAAUCAAAUUAUCCUUAUAAAGGCGAAGACGCCAAUUGCAAGAUCAAGAGCACUAAACCGUCAGCAGCUUCUAUCACAGGCUAUGAGGAUGUCCCUGUUAACGACGAGAAUGCUCUAAUGAAGGCAGUGGCACACCAACCGGUUAGCGUUGGAAUAGAAGGAGGUGGUUUUGAUUUCCAAUUCUACUCGUCCGGUGUGUUUACCGGAGAGUGCACAACGUAUCUUGAUCACGCGGUGACUGCCGUAGGAUACAGCCAAUCUUCCGCCGGAUCAAAGUAUUGGAUCAUCAAAAACUCAUGGGGAACAAAAUGGGGAGAAGGUGGAUACAUGAGGAUUAAAAAAGAUAUCAAGGAUAAAGAAGGAUUAUGUGGUCUUGCCAUGAAGGCUUCUUACCCAACUAUAUGAAAAACCGGUUCAAUACCCGGUCAAGGUUAAAAUGUGUAUAUGUGUGGGUUUUAUGUCUUAAAAUGGUGAUAUGAAUAGUUUGUAUGGGUGUCACAAAAAAAAAAAAGAAUAGUUUGUAUGGUUAUAAUUAAAGACUGUUGUAUGUAAUCUGUGAAAAAGGUAAGGAUGCAAAAGAUUU
Molecule: messenger RNA, 1277 nt
Organism: Brassica oleracea var. oleracea
Lineage: Eukaryota; Viridiplantae; Streptophyta; Magnoliopsida; Brassicales; Brassicaceae
Product: senescence-specific cysteine protease SAG12
Exons: 3
Coding region: 59-1099 (346 amino acids)
Cellular component (GO): lysosome
Molecular function (GO): cysteine-type endopeptidase activity
Source: RefSeq, a predicted model, not a curated record